AUGAUAUCAAAGUAUUUUUUUAAUAUAAACAAAUUAAUAACUAAAAAAAAAAAAAAGAACUACAAAUUAAAGGAAGGAGAUUAUUCAAUAAACAUAAAAGUAAUAGAAGCUACUGACUUAAUUCCAAAGUAAAAUAUAUAAUUGAAUAAAAAAGAUUCUUAAACAUAAAAAAAUAGAAAUAAGGGUUUAUUAGGAAUAACUGAAGCACAAAUAUGUUCAUCUUAAGUAACAGUAGAAGUAAUGGACAAAAAAAAAACAACAAAAAUUAUAAAAGAAUAAUCAAGUCCUGUUUAUAAUUAAGGAUGGACAUUUUUUUUUAAGAAUUUAAAAUUAGAAUAACUAUAAGAUGUAUCUAUAAAAUUUACUGUUUUUGAUAAAUCAACUUUUAGUUCUAGUAUUAUAGGAAGUUAUGAAGUUGACUUAACUUCUGUUUAUUUUUAACCUAUGCACGAAUAUUAUCAUACUUGGCUUACUUUAACUGACCCAACUGAUGAAGUAGAAGGCCCUACUGGUUAUAUUUUUGUAAAUAUUACAGUUUUGGGACCUGAUGAUUCGGCAGCAGUUCAUGAUAUUUCUGAUGCAAAAAAACCUACUGCAGGUAAAGAAAAUGCUUUAGUUCCUUAAAAAAUAAACUAAUAAGGACAUGAAAUAUUAAUAAAUAUUUACAGAGCAGAAAAUCUACCUUGUUUAGAUAUAGCAUAAAAUUCAAUCGAUGCUUAUAUAGUUGCAAAAUUUGGGAGUAUAAUAAAAAAAACAAAAGUAGUAUAAUCUAGAAAUCCUGAAUGGAAUUAAUGUAUUUAACUAGCAUGUAUGUUACCAUGUUAAACAAAAUAAAUAACAAUAAGCGUUUAUGAUAGAGAUAUAGGAAGCGAAGAUGAUUUAGUUGGUUAAUUUAAAAUAGAUUUUAAUAAAAUACAAGGAAAAAAACCGAUUCCAUAAUGGCAAAAUCUUUAUGGAGCCCCAGUUUGUGCUUCAGGACAACACGCAGAUUUAAUGAAUUUCUAUGGAAGUACUUUAGGAUCUCAUUAUAGAGGUCGUCUUUUAUAUUCUGUAACUAGUUAUAAUAAAAAUAAUCCAAAAACAAUAUUAAGAAACCUUAAUUUUUCUUUUCCAGAUAAUCCUAUUCCUUAAACUACUAUUCGUACAUAUAUUUUAUGGAUAGAUAUUCUAGAAGGAAAUGAAAUUCCUGAAAAAAAAAACAAUGAAUUUUUUAUACACGUUAGCAUGGGUCCAUAUAUGUCAUAUUCAAAUAAAUCUAUUAAUUAUUAAGGGUAAGUAAAUUGGAAUUAAUCAUUAAAAGAAAGAAAGGUAAUAUUUCCAGAAGACAUUGAAUAAAUUCCUGAUUUAAUAUUUUAUGUAGCCGAUGAUAAUUCGGAAGAUUCCCGAAUAUGCUAUAACAGAUUAAAAGCAAGUAAAAUAUUGAAUACUAAUCCUGAUUUUAAUCCCAAAACGGAUCAUUAGACCUUCCUUUUGGAAUUAAAAGAAGAUCGUUCUUUGGAUUUGGUAAAGGACGAUGAGUUUCCAGGUUUUUUGACUGUAAGAGUUUCUUUAUUAAAGUUCAGACCUAAAAAAGGCAAAGAAAGAGAAUUUCUUUAAGGAAAUAGUUUAAAAAUGUUAGAUUCAUAUUAAUUAAGAGUGUAGCUUUAUAAUGGAAAAGAACUUCCUCCUGCAGAUGAUACAGGUGGAUGUGACCCUUUUGUAAAAGUGAAAUGUUCAGGAAAAUCUGGUUGGUCAAAAGUCAAAUAAAGAACGUUAAAUCCAGGCUGGUAUUAAAGUAUUAAUAUUGAAGGCGUUUAAUUACCCUCUAUUUAGGAAUUCAUGGAAAGUAAAAUGCCUACAAAAGGAAUAUUUUUGACAUUAUAUGAUUCUGAUGACAAUUAGAAAGAAAAUGGACUAGAAAAACAUUUUAAAAGAGCUUUUAAUUAAUAAUUUUAAUCUCUUUAAUAGAAGUUUAAGAAAUUCUAUGGAAAAAUUUCAGGAAAAAAAGAUGAUGAAGAAAAUGAUGAUGAUAAUACUAGUUUAAAUGAUAAAUAAAAGAAAGACAAUAAAUAGAAUAAUAAUAAUUCAUAAAUCAGUAAUUUCUUAGUCUCCUAAAAAUAAAAUGAUGAAGAAUUAGAUCUCAUAACGGAAAAUUAAGAUUAACUUCUUUUAGACGAUUCCGGUUUAUAGAUUGCUGAUAUAAAUAAAAUUGAUAAAGAUUUAUUAGGAAGAAUAUGGAUUCCUUUAGAACCUACACACGUUAAAUUUAAAUUAAUACAAGAAUAAGAUGAACCAACAUAAUAUGCAGAUAUUUUAUAUAGAAGACCUAAAUGGUAUCCUAUAAAAUAUGAUGCUACAGGAGAAUAUACAGGAUAAGUUUUAUUAAGUUAUGCAAUUAUUCCAACUGUUUAUUAAGAUAGAAUUGCUUCAAAAAGGCUUUUUCCAAGAAGUUAAACUUAGGUUUUAACAUUUUUUAUUAUAGGAGUUAGAGAUAUUGAUUUUGAAGUUAUGGGAUUUACUCCUUAAAAGUUGUAGGCAAGUUUUGAUAUUUCAGGAGAUAAUUAACAACAAAUUAAAACUGAUAAAAUGAAAAUUAAAGACGAUGGUGCUAAUGCAAAUAAAGCUAUUGAAAUGGUCCUUUAAGUCCCUAAUAAUAAAUCUUUUGGACCUAUAAUUGAUGUUUUCUUGUGGGAUGGUACUGAUGGAAAUGAAGAGGAAUUUUUGGGUUAUAGUUCCAUUAAAUUUAAUGAUUUUAGAAGUAAAAAAUCCGAUGCUGGAUAAGAAAAAGAAAUAGAUUCGGAAGAUACUAGUAUUGUUGAUGUUUUAAAAUAAUAAUUUGAAUUAGAAGAAAAAAGACAGAAAGAAUUGUUGAAUUAAUAAUAAGAAAAAGAGCAGAAAAAAAAUGAAAAAUAAUAAAAAGAGGAAUAUGAUGAAGAAAUGAAAGCUUAUCGAAAGUUGCUUUUUUAUUUAUUAUAAAAACAUAUUACUUUGGGACUCCCUUAAUUUGAAAAUGAAGACGAUGAAAACUAACAGCUUUUAGAAGGAAGACAAGAAUUAAAAGAAGAAGAUAUUUAAAUAGUAAAUACAUUUAAUAUGCCAAGCUAAUAUGAAGAAGAAAAUAAAGAAUAAUAGUCACAAAAAUAAUUAGUUUAAGAUAAAUCCACUAUGAAAGAGAGAAGAAUUUCUUUAUUAGAAUCAUAAGAAAAAGAUCUAUCUACUUUCAUGCCUAGAGAUAGUUUAACUUUUUCCAUAAAAUCUCAUUCUAAAAAAGAAUUGACAAAAGAACAAAUCGCUUAAGAUGGAAAAUUAAUGCUUCCAAUUAUAAAAGAAGAUGAAGAAUAAGACGAAAAUAAACUUUUAUAAAAAACUGCUAGAAUGUUUAACAUUUUUAAAAAGCAUAAGCAUAUGAUUAUCUAAGAAUAUGAAGAUUAUGAUACUGAUGAAGAUGAAGAUCUUGAUAUUACUCCUGGAUGGUAAAAAAAUAGGGAGUUUUAUCCUUAAGAAUUCGAAAAAUAUUACUUUCCUACUAAAAAACUAAAAUGCAUUGAUAUUAUGAAAGGUCAAUCAAGAGGAGUUAAAAAAAAUAUUUUUUCUUUUGAUAAACCAAGCAUCCCAUAAAAGCUAGCAACUUUAAAAUGCAUUUUUAUUGAAAAAAAUAAAUAAAUAUAAACAAAAAUCGAAAAUUUAAAAUAAUUAAUGAAAGAAAAAAAAUAUAUAUGUCGUGUUUAUAUUACUAGAGGAAAAAAUAUAGGAGGUGAAGGUUCGAAUUUAGAUACUUAUUUGAAAUUAUAAUUAGGAUCGUAUAAAAAAGACUUAAAAAGUAAUUCUUCAAAUUAACAAAUUUUAUAUUUAUUUUUUUAAAAAAAAGAAACUACUCUAAGACCAGAAACAUGCAAUCCAGAUUAUUAUAUAUGUGAAGAUAUAGAAUGUACACUUCCAGGAAGUGCAGUCUUGAAAAUAUAAGUAUGGGAUGAUGCUUUUGGAAGAGACUAAUUGGUAGGGUAAACAUAAAUAGAUAUGGAAAAUAGAAUAUUUACUGCCAAAUGGGUAAAACUUGACAGAAAACCAUUUGAAAAUAGAAAUUUAUAUCCAGAAAAUGAAACUUUAUCAAUAGGAUAAUUAGAAAUUUGGGUAGAACUGAUUCCCUUUAGGUUUUUAAAGGAUUAUUUACCAGAAAAAAUAGCUCCUCCCCCUAAAUAUGAAAUGGAGCUAAGAGUUAUUGUUUGGGAAACUAAAGAUUGUGUAUUUAAAGAUGAAGCUGAACAAUGUAAUGACAUAUUUGUUAGAUGUUUUUUAAAAAACUAACCUGCUAAAGUAUAAGAAACUGAUGUACACUGGAGAUGUAGAGCAAAUGGAUCUUUUAAUUGGCGAAUGAAAUUUAGACAAACUUAUCCUUUAACCAUUUCAGAUUACGGAGGAGAUUAAUUAUAAGUACAACUUUUAGAUAAAGAUUUAGUAGCUUCUAAUGAUAUUAUAGGAGAAUGUGCAAUAAAUCUUAACUAACAUAAACUAAUAGAUAAAUGCGUAAAAAGAUAAAAAGCAGUAACAAUGUAAAUGAAAGAGCUUUCCAAAACAGGUAAAAUUGUAGAUAAACAAUGGUAUUAAGUUUAUAAUCCUUUAGUUAGAGACAAAGCGAAAAAUCUUAUCCCUUAAGGGCAAGUAUGCUUAAGCAUUGAAUUAAUCCCUGUUAAAGCUGCCGAAGAAAAAAAGAACGGAUUAGGUAGAGAUGCUCCAAACAAUUUCCCGCCUUUACCUGAACCUUCAGGAAGACUUAAAUUUGAUAUAUUUCAUCCAUUUUAAUUCUUAAAAGAUAUUAUUGGACCUAAUCUAUAUAAAAAAUUCUGUGGAAUUAUAAUUUUUGUACUUUGUUUUGGUAUUUGUUCUAUUGUUGGGUGGAUGCUUAUUUCAUAAAUUAUUGCUAUUUCAAUUGUUAAAUGAUGUUUAAAUAUAUUUCAUAUAAAACUUAUAUUCAUAUAUAACGUUAAAACCUUAAUAUAAGACAA
Messenger RNA from Ichthyophthirius multifiliis, 4982 nucleotides. RefSeq lists its product as hypothetical. The record is from RefSeq and is a predicted model, not a curated record. NCBI's taxonomy places the organism in Eukaryota, Ciliophora, Oligohymenophorea, Hymenostomatida. The transcript is spliced from 13 exons. Gene Ontology annotation, biological process: plasma membrane organization.